GGCCGCAGCGGCGCCUGUCUCCCGCGGGGGUGCUGACUCUCGGCCGUCCUCGCAGCGCGGGAGAAAAGGCGGCGGCGCGGGGCAGGAAGGCGAAGAAGCCCGAGCCUGCUCGGCGGGGAGGUAGCGCUGCCCCCGCUGGUGGGGAAAAGGAAGAGGUUCGAGCCAGGCGCUGUGCUGGGCAGCCGUAUGCUAGGGGUCCUUCUUCCUCAGGCGCUGGCGGCGAGGCCCCCUCUCUCGUCGCCUGAGGAGAAGGAGGAGGAGGAGGGAGAAGCCGCCGCCACGACGACGGAGGCGACACUCGCCGGCUGAGGGAGUUUGUGAGAAGCACACGGAGCCGCCCUUCUUCGCCAUGGUGAGAGCGGCGGAGAAGCGGAGGGGGGAGGGCGGGGCGGGGUGGGGGGCUCCGCUGCCUCCGGGGCUCCUGACCGUGUUCUUCUCUUCUCUCUCCCCGCAGCCCGGCCCCAAUCCCAGCGCCACCAACGUGGGCGCCUCCGGCCGCUCGCCCAGCAAAGCCGUCGCCUCGCGGGCCCCGGGAUCCACCGUCAGGCAGAGGUAGGCCGGGAGGGCCGCCCGGAGCAGGAACGAUGACGUGUCGUCAUUAUUAUUAUUAUUAUUGCCAUUAAGGUUGUUGUGGGACUAAUAACGGUGUUGUUUACUGAAUUUGUUAGCCGCUUUCCCUUGCCCGGGGGGACGGCAGCCAAACCCCGCUUAAGGGAUUCAAGGGAAACCCCCCGAGGCGCAACGGAAGCGCCCAGGAAGUUUGAGGCUUACCCCAAAAUCCGCUGCUUAUUAUUGUCAUUAAUAUUAUUAAAUGUAUUAGUCACUUUUCCCCUCAGCUUCACAAAAGCCCUCCUUCCUGCCUGGAGUUAGUUGAAUUCCUUCACUAGCGGGUGGGCAUCGUUUUGUAUCUUGGGGGCUCUCUGCCAUUGAACUCUUUCCCCACACACCCACAACCCUACUUGUGGGAUUAACACAGAGCAGAGACUUAGAAACAGUUUCCGCUUCUAUCAAGUUUUUAAAAAACUUUUUAAACAUGUAUAUAUACAGCUGAAAGUAUGAUUGUGGUUAUCAAGCAAAUAUUAGACAGCUAAUUACAGUCACACGAAAGCCUCUUGUUGGGAGAACCUGUCAUAUUUGGUUACUGUUGCUGCAUUUCUGUUACUGGUUUUCUUUUUUAGGAAAAGUGCUAGCUGUGGAACAAGGAGUGCAGGCCGUACAACUUCUGCAGGCACUGGAGGGAUGUGGAGAUUUUAUACAGAGGAUUCCCCUGGCCUCAAAGUGUAAGUGAAAAUAUUAAAAUAUAGCAGUUCUUUAAGAAAAUCAUUCUUGUGUUCUCCCCAAUCUAUAGCUUAUUGUGAAGCAAUUGGAUGCAUACUAUCAUUCUUUGUAGUUACAUGGAGAAAGAACAAUUUUUGUAGUUGACAAAAUGUUGGUUUUGAAUUUUUUAAAAUCAAAUUAUCUUAUGUGGUGUGCGUGCAUAUAAACAUGUGUGCGCGCCUUAAUUUACUAAGUCAAGUAACACUAUGCUCUUGGGUAUUUGAUGUAUACUAUACUUAGCAGGCCUGAUUAGAUAUUAUGCUGUUUAACUACCCAUUGGAGUAACGUGAAGCUUUUAUGGUUCCCAAACCUUGUAGGUGAAAUAAUUACUUGAGGUUCAAGAAUUCUCUUCCAUUUGUAAAUUUGCAGUUGCUUUUGGGCAUGGCAAUGGUUAAUUAAGACUUAAAAGGCAUUUUUCUUCUUCUUCUGUUAGUUACUUGAUCUUCUGUUAAUGCAAAUCUUUUAGUCAAUAAAUGCUACUUUUUAAAUCCUUUAUUAAAAUUCCAUUUGAUAACUUUUUAAUUGGGUUGGAUAUGGGUAUCUCACAGUAUCUUUAAAUACUGUUUAUCGUCCACUAAUGGUGUUAAGAUGCACAUGAAAUAGCACCAGUGUUUUCCUUGAUUUCUGCUCCUCCAGAAGCUAAGUUGUAUAGGGCCAAAACAAUUCUAUGUGUAAAAACAGUCUUCUCUCCUUCCCUUUUGUAACCUACCAAUCUCCUCAUAUUUGAAUGGAUCUUGAGACCUGAUAUGGUAUAUUUCUGCACAAGUUUUAUUUAGUUGUUCUUGCACUAAGCUGGGAUUUUACUUUGUGGAAUUUGCAAACAGAGAACCAAACAAAGGUGAUACAAAUGGUGCAGUGUUCAUCGUAGGAACCCUCCAUUUAGUUAAUCUUGUGUUGAUAGAUAUAUCCUUCAUGACUUGGUCUAAUCUUUUCUUGAAGUAAUCUAAGCACAGCCACUACUGCAUUUUGUGGUAUUGAACUCUAAAAACAUUAUGAUUUUUAAAAACAUUGUUUGCUUGUUUAAAACUGCUUUUGUUAGCUUCCUUUGUACUGGAUAGAAAGGUAGGGUAACCAUUUUGUUAAAUAGCAUGUGAUUAUAUAGUUUUAGCUAAAAGCUAAUCUAUACCUAUUGCAGUGGAUAAUAAAUACAUCCCCUCCCUUCAUUUUCAGUGGUCCUGUUCCAGUUCUCGUUAUGAGUCUCCUCUUUAUUGCAUCUGUAUUCAUGUUGCACAUCUGGGGCAAAUACACUCGGUCAUAGACUUCACUGUAUCCCACCUGCCAACUUGAAAAUGACGAUUUGGACCAAAAGUAUGGUAGCUUUCAGAGUUUACUUGGAGUAAAGUCAUUUGAGCUGUUUCUCUAGAUAAAACUCUUGAUUUUUUCCUUAAUUGGUUUUGCUGUUGAAUGGACUCUUAAACUUUCUCUUAAGAAGGGUUUUUGAUUCCUUUCUGUCAAAGUUUAUUGCUAUUUCCUAUGUAUACUUUAAAGUGCAAAUUAUUUCAUUAAAAUUUGUCUACAUAAAUUAACUGCUUUUUUGGUCUUUCCCUCUAAAUGUAAUUUUGGUGGCAAUUAAAAAACACACAAAAAGCCAGAAACAUGUUUCCAAAGUUUCAUAUAAUAUAUACAUUUGAAUGAAUAAAGAAAAAAAGUGUGCUACAAGAAACUACAUUGCAGCAGAAGACUUGGCAAAGGCCAUCAAGAAAGAUAAACUCAUGAAACACCCGGGAUGGCCUUAUAGGCACAUUUUACAAGAAAUUGGUUGAUGUUUCCACAUCUGCUAUGUCUUUUUAAUCACCUUAAACUGUGGUCCAAUUCCCCAGUCGUGGAAAGAGUACUGUGUUCGAGUUCUUCUAAAGCCUGGAAAGAAUCCUGGAUCCCUUAUAGACUGCUCUUGCUCAUUGGCCAGGAUGCCAAAAUAAUCUCUAGCAUCCUGGCUGAUAGGUUAGCUCCUGUAUGAGGAGCGCUGGUGAAUUAAGACCAGACAUGAUUUGUGCAGAAUCACCAUAUAACAUAUCUCAUAAGGUACCUCUUUAGUAAUUCACUAUGUUAAACAAUCACGUCAAACACCUUUCGAAGAAUUAACAUCAUAACACCUUUAAAAGAAAGUUACAAGAAGGAGAUUCUGACAAAACAGCAGAAAGAACUUUAUGACAGACACUAAGAGCUGUUCAGCAGUGGGAUGGUCUCCCUCGGAAGGUGGUUUUUAAACAGGUUGGAUGGCCAUCUGCCAGGGAUUCUUUAACUCUGAUUCCUGCAUUGCAAGGAGUUGCAGUAGCUGACACUUUUAAUGCACUGAAAAUUCUGCACAUGCAUCUUGAACCUGUGCAUCUUAACAUGGAGAAAUGCACUAUUUCUUGCUUUGUAUGCAGAAAACAUGAAACAAGGGAGUGCAAGUCACAUCUGCAUCUCCUGUCAGCACUUGUUUGUAACUUCCAAAGCCGACCCAAGUAACACUGAGAUAUACCCAAAUUGUAGUGUGAGCUGCCAAUAUUCAGAAAACUGAGCUGGGUAAAUGACUGAUCCAAUAGCAUAUAAAAAUAUGCUUUGGCUGUAAUCUCAGUAAUACUGACUUGUAAGGCCAGUCAGUGUUUAUAUAGCUAUUUAAAAUAUACCACCCCUUCAUAACAAGUUUCAGGGCUGUGUACAGCUCAAGAGGUACAAACACACCACAAAUUAUCCUCAUAUUGGAGAUGAGGAGAAGAGGGUUGAGGAGGCUGAAAUGGAGUUAUCUACAGUAGGUACGAGAAGUUCAGCUUCAGUGCUUAAUACCAGGUGAUAAUCCUAAAAUGAAAGUGUUUGGUAUGCCCAGGCUGGGAAGCUAUGAAGUGCUCCUGAAUAGCUUGUGGAUUUCUAGACAUUGGAUGCUCUUGGCUGGGGCGGGGGCAGGACGGGACGGGACUGAAAGUUGUUAUUUAUUUAAAUCGAGUCAUGAUUGUAAGGGGAAAUGUCAAAAUAAGAUUGUGUGUCCUAAAAGUCAGAAAUGGUAAAACAUUUGGAAUCUCCAGAUUUAUUAUUUUAAAUAUGUGACUUGUACACAGUUGCGUGCAGUUUCUUAAUGUUUUGGCUUGGCAGUAGUUUGUGAUCAGCCCAGUUGGCUGGAAGACAGCUGGGGAGAAGAAAUUUGUCACAAUUCCCAACAUGUUAAUUGCUGUACUUUCCAAUUACCUUAACAAAAAUAUGCA
Molecule: messenger RNA, 4499 nt
Organism: Podarcis lilfordi (Lilford's wall lizard)
Lineage: Eukaryota; Metazoa; Chordata; Lepidosauria; Squamata; Lacertidae
Source: the annotation of a GenBank genome assembly